This is a messenger RNA of Cynoglossus semilaevis (tongue sole), 4770 nucleotides long. RefSeq names its product G protein-coupled receptor 137c (gene gpr137c). NCBI's taxonomy places the organism in Eukaryota, Metazoa, Chordata, Actinopteri, Pleuronectiformes, Cynoglossidae. Gene Ontology annotation, cellular component: lysosomal membrane. Gene Ontology annotation, biological process: positive regulation of TORC1 signaling. The transcript is spliced from 8 exons. The record is from RefSeq and is a predicted model, not a curated record. The coding region runs from base 636 to 2012 and encodes 458 amino acids.
AGGGGGCGAGUAUUUCAGCUGCAUGUGACAUCACGAUGACUCAAUAAGGUGGGAGAACUUCGGGGGUUGGGUGAUAGAAUGAACCAAUUAAGAAGAGGUCCUUUGUUUUGAGGUGGGACACUGCGUGAAACAAACCAAUCGAAUGUUUUCCUUUUUGAGUAGGCGUGGUUACUAAAUCCUUGGGAGCUAUGGCUCAGAAACUGGCCCAGUUCGGCGGCUCCUGGGACGACAAUUUCGCGUUUACACUGUGCCGGAUGAGAGCCAAAAUGGCGGUUUAACAGCGCUCGUUUCCACUUGGACUGAAAGUAAGGGGGUGGGGUUUAAGACAACAUCACAGCUGAUCUGGAGGUUGUUCCCCCCUCAACUUGUUUUUUUCUUUGCAGAGCACAGAAUCACACAGGGAUUUCUUUUUUUCUCGUGUUGUUUUUAAGCCUAUAUUUGGCGAAAUAAGACGCAACUCUGCUGCAUCUGUAGAAUCUUUCCCCGACAACGCAGUUCCACGAUGCAUCUCGUUUUCCGAAUCUUUCAUCGCAGUUUUUUACUGCUCUUUUUUGUCCUCCGUGGUGGUUUUAAAGCCCCUGGAUUGACCCAGUUUUAGUCUCUUAUUUUUGGCCUCCUGUGUUUCUUCGGUGGAGAUGUUUUCUGCAGGAGAGCAGCUCAGCUCUCAUGUGUUCACCUCCCUGAAGAAAAAGGAGUCCAGUCCCGGGCCAUCAUCACUGGUCUCCCCGACCCUGGAGCUGAGUCUGACGACCGUCUACACUGCCCUCUACCUCCUGAUCUUCCUCUUCGUCUACCUGCAGCUCUGGCUCAUUCUGCACUACGGACACAAGCGCUUCAGCUUCCAGAGUGUGUUUUUGUUCCUGUGUCUGCUGUGGGCAGCUCUCAGGACGACCCUCUUCUCCUUCUACUUCACCAAUGUGGCCCAGGCCAACCAGCUGCAGCCUCUGGCCUACUGGCUCCUCUACUGCUGCCCAGUGUGUCUGCAGUUCUUCACCCUGUGUCUGCUCAACCUCUACUUCACACAGGUGAUGUUUAAGGCCAAAGCGAAAUUCUCUCCAGAAUUCACCAAAUACAAGAUUCCUCUGCGUCUCUUCUUCCUGUGUCUCAGUGUCUUCUUCCUGGUGGUGAACCUAACAUGUGCCCUGUUGGUGGAGGAGGCUGUGGAUCAGCCACAAUCACCCAGCGAUGGUACAGUACGACACACCGUCCUGGCUCGUGUGCUGAUCAACGACAGUCUCUUCGUCCUCUGCGCCGUCUCUCUGUCUGUCUGCAUCUUCAAGAUCGCCAAAAUGUCAUCAGCCAAUGUUUAUCUGGAGUCUAAGGGUACGUCCGUGUGCCAGGCAACUGUGAUAGGAGCCGUGGUGAUUCUGCUGUACACGUCCAGGGCCUGUUAUAACCUGGUGGUGGUGUCUUUGUCCCCCGUGGACAGAUCCAGUCCCUUCAACUGUGGCUGGUUCAGUGUCUCUGAUCAGGCUGACGUACAGCAGAUCAGCGGUGUAGCCUACAUCGUGUUCGGGAUCAUCCUGUUCUUCUGGGAGCUGCUGCCCACCAGCCUGAUGGUGAUGUUCUUCAGAGUCCAGCGGCCCAACCAAAACCUGGUUCCUGGAGGGAUGAUCAACAGUCACAGCUUCAGCUCCAGAUCCUUCUUUUUUGACAACCCGCGACGCUACGACAGUGAAGAUGAUCUGUCCAGAAGCAUCAACAGAAAUGACAGGGCAAGCCUCCUCUCCUCCGCCCCCCAGCUGGGAGCCUCCACCUGGUACGGCUCCAUCCAGUGUAACGGGACAGUGACAGCUGCCGUAGCAUCCGCUCAAGAACCGCCUUCCUCCACUGCCCCGCUCCUCUUCGCCUACGGGAACAUCCAGCGUCACCACCACCAUCACCACCACAACUACUAUUCCACCCCUCAGAACAACAACAACCCCCAGCACCAUCACCACAGUAACUACUACUCCGGCUCACAGAACUAUUUCUGUGGCUCGCAGACCAACGGCUCCACCCCACAGAAUUAGGAGACAUUGAUAAAUAGACCAGACUGAUGGUGUGUAUCAUCAGACUUCACCAGAGCAGGUGGUGUCCAAGGAUGGUCUAAACCACUUCUGGGGCCCACGCUGGGUAUACGCCGUGUGCACAAAGUUACUACCCCUAUAAGGCAGGUGCCCAAUUGGAUCUCACAUGUUUUACAGAGCGUACACCUCAAAAUGAUUUUGCUCUUCGUCAAGUUUCAUUAGUAUGACCAACAUUAAGAUACAGAGGUGCAGGUCAACUAAAGACUGUAGUGGAAGGAGAUAAUCUGUUCCUAAUGAGAUUAUUAGCCUAUCUACACACUGUACAGAAGUAGCAUUCUGACAGAGAGAGAGAGAGAGGGAGAGAGAGAGAGAGAGCAAGCCAGGAUACAUACUGUAACAGCUGCAUUUGAAAACUAACCAACUCACACAAUCCUAUUUGAAUUUGGAUUCCUUUAUUUGCCACUAGAGGGAGCCCAAGUACCACCAGUCCAGUGGUAUGGACACCAUUCUUUAGAACAGUGGGUUUAAAUGGAACAACAACAAAAAAUCAAGCUUUGACAGGAAUUAGCUCCCGCUAAUUCGCCUUUGGUUGAGGACAAGCUUCAGCUACUAGCAAACAUAUAGGGUUGGUUUAUAACCAAACUACAAAAAAUACAAACAAAAAAAGCUCUCUGCACGCUUAUAUUCGUUUCAUUUAAGCAAAUGAUUACAUGUUAAACUGUGAUUAAUCUUCAGUGCCAAACAAAGGCUGCUAACAAUCCUGUAAAGUUAUUCCAAGCUACUUGUACAAGCUGCUUUGCUUUUGCUUUGAAAAAGUGCGAAUUUCAGAGAUUAUUACGAUUUAAAAAGUAAAUUUUUUUUUGUCUUAGUCACACUGCUGCCAUGUGAACUGCAGUGUGGAGCACAAACCUGGUCCAACGGUUUAAAGCUGUGAACGGCUGCAACAGGGUCGGAGGAAUCCUGUGAGAACAAAGAGUUAAAGUAACGCCCAGGUGUAGAGAAAAACUGCAGUAAGUCAAACUGGAGAGUAGCAUCACAACUGUGUGGAAGGUGUGUUUUCUACAUACAAGAUAUUUGACCAAAAAGCCAACUUUUUGUGGGCUGUGACCCUCUUUUGCACUUAAAAGUUGACUAUUGGAUAGAAGAGGUGAAAGAGUUUGAAUGUACAACUUUGUCUCCUUUUAAUUUUUAAUGUCGUUUUUUUUUUAAUCACGAUCAUCAUCAAAUUCUGCCAAAGAACUGAUCCAAUGAGCAGGUUCAUCAUUCCACCAAGGAGGUGUCCUUGAGGAACCACUGCGGCUGCAGUUCGUGGAACGUUUCCAGUUAUUUGCCAAUGCUGUUCCAUUUAUACAUUCCCAGUAGAGUAGGAAGCUCUUUUGAGAGAGACAUCUAAGAAAGACUUUCGAGUUAGAGAAAGGCAGCAUCCAUGUGCCAAUACAUUUUUAACCCUAUCAAAGAUUUUUCAUUCCUUAAAGAAAAUAUUUUUGCACAAAAAAAUGAUCGGGGUGUUGUAUGUUUCUUCUUCUUUUUUUUUUAAACCUUGCUGUGUGCAUACUUAUACAUCUGCAUCUCUGUGUGUUAGGUUAGCUCAGGCAUGGGCAAACUACGGCCUAGGGGCCAGAUGUGGCCCAUUUGGCUAUGGAAUUCGGCCGCGAAACUUGUCUAAUUUAUGUUAUUGAUUUCUAUCACUAUAUUUCUGCCUUUUUCCUGCACUGAUGGUGUAGAAAAGGCUAAAAGCAUUUAAGCAUUUAUGCACGACUUUUACACGUCAUUUGUCUUAGUUCAUACGAACACUUCAUCUAUCUGCUCCUGACCCGGCCUCCAUGUCAAAUUUUAGGACCCAUUGUGGCCCACGGGUCAAAAAGUUUGCCCGCGCCUGGGUUAGCUGGUACGAGUGUAACCUUAAUAAUAAUAAUAAUAAUUGCUUAUAUUUUUAUAGCGCCUUAAGGUUCAUUUACAAAUAAUCAGGACAUUUUUGUGAAGGUUUGUUUGGUCGUCCAGAUCUUUUCUGAUGCAGGGACUUGGAAAUGUCUUGCUCAGAAUGAGGUUCCUUAUAACAAACGUUUAAGCACUUUUAAUCCACCAAUUUACAAGGAAGCCCAGGCAGGACAUCCAGAAAGAUCCGGAGAUGCCAAUCUGUGACCAGGACAAGAUCCUGUCCUUGUAAAUGCUUCCCUGCGUGGACUAACAGCUCCUGGUACUUUAGGAUGGAAAUGCAGCUAAAGUCGUAGCAGAAGUGUGCUUCUAUCAGCCUUUUACGUUGUGUUUGGACAUGGAUCUACUGUCUGCCUGAUUUUAUAGUUUAGUUUUUCACUCUCCUUGAUUCCUAACCUUAUGACUGUCAUGAUCCGUGAGCUUGAUCACUUUAAUGAAUUCUUAUUCUUAUUGGGCUGAAAUCAGCACUUAUGACCAAAACCCUUAUCAAGCAUGUGAACUUUAGAGGAGCAGUGUGUUACAUUGACCAUACAUUCAGGGCUUGUAGUCAUAACAAAAAAGAUUUAAAAAUCAACAAUAACAUCAUUAUUGUUGAUUUAUGCCCUAAAUCCCACUGCUCCUGUAAAUGUUAAAAUCUGGUUUUCUUUCUGUCGUACAUGUUCUUGUGUGUUUAUAAGUGUGUCAUUUGCUCUAUCUGCUUAUGUUUGAUAUCAUACUUUCAACCAUGGCCAAAGUGAAUGUAAAUGUUGAGACAGAUCACUAACAAUGUAUGGGUGAGAAGCACUACCAUGUUUGGAACCAAUUAAAGGCCCAAUGCACUGUUUUA